Molecule: messenger RNA, 3535 nt
Organism: Tachysurus fulvidraco (yellow catfish)
Lineage: Eukaryota; Metazoa; Chordata; Actinopteri; Siluriformes; Bagridae
Gene: pitpnab
Product: phosphatidylinositol transfer protein, alpha b
Exons: 11
Coding region: 191-1003 (270 amino acids)
Biological process (GO): phospholipid transport
Cellular component (GO): cytoplasm
Molecular function (GO): phosphatidylcholine intramembrane carrier activity; phosphatidylinositol binding; phosphatidylcholine binding
Source: RefSeq, a predicted model, not a curated record
UGUGUGAUUAGGGCGAGUGCGCCGCGCCCCCUCGGCCCCGAUCAGGAAGCGGAGCGGAGAGAGAGAAAAGCGCUGGCUAGAAUGACACAGAAGCAGCUUUGAGCUGUAGGACAGACUGCGGCUAAACCAAGGACCAGCUCCAGCACGGCUUCACAGCGUCAUCUCACACAAACACACAGCAACGACGAAAAUGCUCAUAAAAGAAUUUCGAGUGAUCCUACCAAUUUCUGUGGAGGAGUACCAGGUAGGUCAGCUUUACUCAGUAGCUGAGGCAAGUAAGAAUGAGACAGGGGGAGGAGAGGGCGUGGAGGUCUUGAAGAAUGAACCAUAUGAGAAAGAUGGAGAAAAAGGCCAAUACACACACAAAAUCUACCACCUGCAGAGCAAAGUUCCCUCUUUUGUGAGAAUGCUAGCACCAGCAUCAGCUCUCAACAUUCAUGAGAAAGCCUGGAAUGCUUACCCAUACUGCCGCACAGUAAUCACGAACGAGUACAUGAAAGAAAAUUUCCUCAUCAAGAUAGAAACAUGGCAUAAACCUGACUUGGGUCAUCAGGAGAAUGUACACGGUUUGGACCCUGACACAUGGAAGAAGGUCGAUGUGGUGUAUAUUGACAUCGCUGACAGAAGUCAGGUGGAGCCAAAGGACUACAAGCCAGAUGAAGAUCCGUCCAAGUUUAAAUCUGCCAAGACUGGCCGAGGACCCUUGGGGCCUGACUGGAAGAAAGAACUGCCCAAAAAGACAGACUAUCCACACAUGUGUGCCUACAAACUGGUAACAGUGAAGUUCAAGUGGUGGGGACUGCAAAACAAAGUGGAGAGUUUCAUUCAGAAGCAAGAGAAACGCUUGUUCACUAAUUUUCACCGACAACUCUUCUGCUGGAUUGAUAACUGGAUUGAGCUAAACAUGGAUGAUAUUCGUAGAAUGGAAGAGGAGACCAGGAGGGAGCUGGAUGAGAUGAGAGUGAAGGACCCUGUAAAAGGGAUGGUGGCUCUUGAGGACUGAAUCUCCUGUGUAUAGCCAGAGUGUGCUGCUGUUUAUAUUGGUGUGUAACAGAGGUGCCGGUCGCAUUGCCGUAUUGUGAAAUUAUAGGCUUCCCCUGUCGUCAAUUGUUAGAAAAAUUUCCCUCAAAAUAUACAUUAUAAAUGACUUAAUUAAUGAUCUCAUGUUACUCAGGCGUGAGUUUUUAAAUUUCUCAUCUUUUUUCUUUCACCUCCUACUUCUCGAUAAGUAAAGUUACAUUGUCUCCCUCUAUCACUUACUUCUGUAAUCAGCUGCAUCAAUUUGUAAAGAAAUUGGAUGAUUUAUAAAUGUAAAUAAAUCUUGUGCUCCUCUAACCAGACUGAUAAUACAGUAUGAAAAAUAGACACACAAUAAAGAUAAAUAGGAUUCAUAAAGAGCAAAAAUAAUCAUUUUUCAUGCACCAUCAUGAAAACUGACACAGCUGACGCACCACAGAGACAAUUGUGCUAAAAUAAUUAGUAUGUCAAAAUCAAAUGGUGGUUCUGUAUAUAUUCCCUUCAUAUCGGGAGGUGAGUUAUUCUCAGAGCUGUAUAAAAAGUUUUUCAAAGUAAUUACUCUCAGUAACCAAUCUUAGAUGUGUUUUGCGGACCAAUCUGACUCUCCUCUGUGUUCUGUUUUGAACCUCUUGUGAUUGUUGAACAUUAUUCUUAUUUUAAAAUUUGAUUACAUUCAUCUCAUCAUCCUCCACUGAAACAGGAGCUCAUUUGUAAAUUGGGCCUCCGGAAUGACAGGUGCUCAUUUGUGUAUUAAGAGGUUGAGGCGGGGUGUCAGACUAAUAUAUUAUAUAUAUUAUUAUUCAUCAUAGGGCAAAGAAAGUCAUUAAAAUAAAAAGACUACACUAAUUGUUCUGUGCUUCUUGAACUUCAGAAGUUAUUUCAAGUUCACCAGCAUAUCCUUUGUCUUAUAGCAAUUGUUGAUCAGUACAAUGUGCUUCCCUGUGGAUCGUUUAGGAUGUUUAACAACUUUGCUUUGUCCUCUGUAUGCACAGUGUGUGCUUAGUCAUUCUGUGUGUGCUCAGAUUCUGUCGUCUUCCUCUCGUCAUUUAUGUCCUGUGUGUAUGUAAGAGAGGGCAGAAGAGGGUCACAGAAAUGAGUAAAGUCUGUGUGUGCAUGCAGGUUUCUGUUGGAACAUACAUAACUCAAGCAUGUAGUCUCCAGCCAUUUCUUGUUGAGACGACUUUACAGAUCAACAAAGCAUGAAAGAUUUGGUUUGUUGACAGCAAAGUUUUGUUGUCUGCUUUUAAUGGCACACAUUUUAGCACUUCUAACUGAUAAAAGGAAACUUUUAUCUGGGUUUUAGCAAUAAUGCUCACAUUUCCAUCUCAUCUCACACUUUAUUUUUCAAUACUAAAACUCAUCUAUGUCUUUUAGAUUAAUUCAUAUUGUCCCUAGAAAGUGUCAGCACUUGACUGACUUCAGGAAACGAGGAUAUAUAUAUAACUCAAUGUGUGUAUGUGUGUGUCUGAAGUUAUGUUAUGUGUUUGAGAGAUGUUUAAAAUAUGGAUGGACUGAUGGUUCGCACUUUUGUCCACGUAGCUGAGUUUCACGUUCAAUACUGUACAAUCCCAUUAGCAAUACUCCACCGCUGCAUCGGCCCUAGGAAACCUUUCAUGGAGCUGUUUGGAUGUAUGUAUUGAAUUGUACAUAGUAUAUAAAUAUAUGUAGAUGAAUACAUGCCUAUAUAUAGGUCAGACUGUCCUGCCAAUACAUCCACAUUCGUCUUACACAUACACCAUACUUUGCAGGAUGGUGUAUUUUUAGGAAAAUCCCUAAUGCUGCUGUAACACACUGAUUUGCUCUUUGCAUUAGUGCAGUUUGAUUCUGUUCUGUCAGGAUGAACAGCUGGAAAGGAAAUUGGUUCUGAACCAUUUCUGCUCUGAAAUCAUAGAAUAUAUUGUUAACAUUGUUAACAUAAAGGCAUCUCAGUGUCCUCAGACUCCACAUCUUUGGCAGGACAGUGUUGAUAAAUAUAUAUAAAAUAUAUUUUUUGUUCCCUAUUGUUGUCGUACCUGCAGUAUGUCAUCAAGUCUCCGAGCCCUGUUGCUGCCUCUUUUAACAGGUGUGAUCUUUCAGAGAUGUCACCUCCACUUUUUAAUGACCUCAGAGAAGUUGUCUAUAAUACUAAAAAAAAACAAAAAACAGAGUGAUUCAAAGCAGAGAAGCUGGUCUUUGACUAAUAAAUAUGCAGCUUCUAUCCAGAAUGUUUGUAAUAAAUAUGAGAGUCUUAAUAAGAGGUGACUAAGCAGAACAUCAAAUGACCUGAUUCCUUGCCCAUGCAGAAAGAAGAUCAUUAUGCACAGAGACUCUCUUAUAGCUAUGUUGUUAGUACAGUUCUCGUUUUGUCGCCAGGUUUACAAAUCUGCUAACUCAGAACAAGAAAUGUUUUAUUUUAAAAUAUAUUUGUUUAAUGUCACUCCCUUGCUUGUCAUCUGUUUUUAGUUUCUUUUACUGUGAAUUUGUGCCUUUUGUCAUUUUAUCCUCUUGACUACAUGGAGAUGUGAAUAAAAUAAAUAUG